AUGGAUUCCUUUGGAGACGAUGUCCCAGAGGCUGCCUCGGCCACGGCUGCCUCAGUCGCAGGCUCAGCCCCAGUGCAAGAGGAUGUGGCAGCAGGUGUCCUUUCGGGCAUCGGCCCUAAUGCCGAAUCUGCCGGUCAAAUUGCUCGUGAUAAGGGUUGGACUGACCCAGUCCCCUUUGCGUACUCGGAGUUGACGAGCAAGGAGCACCGCGACUGGGCUGGUGUUGCCGCUCGCUACGAAUGGGAUGAUGAGUAUGGCGAGGUUGGGCCCUCCCACCCAGAGCUGGAGGAGCAGCUGUUCCGGGGCAACUUGAUUCCCCGCGCGGGUUCUAAGCUGGGCGACCUGAAUAGCUUCAAGGUCAACGUGGAAUCCCCAAACGAGAUUAAAGCUGUGGUUGACUGGAAGGACUUUGGCCUGCACCCCGUGAUGCUUCAAAACAUUGCGCUGUGUCAGUACGAUCGGCCUACCGCAAUUCAGUCCUACGCAAUCCCCGCGGUGCUCUCCAACCAGGAUCUCAUUGCGGUGGCCCAGACUGGUAAGCCUCGAGCUGAACUUCAUGAACCCCGGAUACUAAUCGACGUAGGCUCGGGAAAAACUGGCGCAUUCCUCAUCCCCAUUCUGUCCAAGCUCAUGGGAAAAGCGAAGAGGCUUGCGGCUCCUCGCCCUAACAUCACUCAGGGAUUCGACUUUGCUAGAGAUGCAGUUCGCGCUGAACCUCUGGUGUUGGUUGUUUGCCCUACCCGGGAACUGGCAACCCAGAUAUUUGACGAUGCUCGUCGUCUGUGCUAUCGAUCCAUGCUCCGUCCAUGUGUUGUCUAUGGCGGCGCUCCUACUCGAGCUCAGCGGGAGGAGUUACAGAAAGGCUGUGAUAUCCUCAUAGCUACUCCUGGUCGCCUUCUCGACUUUAUGGAACAGACUCAUGUUCUGUCUCUUCGGCGCGUUCGGUAUACUAUAUCGCGGAUCACACCACGGGCCUUGAAACUGACUUCAUACAGAUACACUGUCGUUGACGAAGCAGAUGAGAUGCUGGAUUCUGACUGGGAAGACGAAUUCAAGCGUAUCAUGUCUGGCGGAGAUCUUAACGAGGAUGGAGAUCAUCGUUACAUGAUGUUUUCUGCCACAUUCAACAAGGAAUUCCGCAAACUCGCCAAGGAUUACCUUUCCGAUGACCACGUGCGUCUUCGUGUUGGCCGGGCUGGCAGCUCGCACCGUAAUGUGGUGCAAGACAUUGUCUGGGCCGAUCAGCACCAAAAGAUGAAGGCUCUCUAUGACCUGCUGAUUAGCAUGCCGCCUGUUCGCACCUUGGUCUUUGUGAACAGCAAGGACCAGGUUGAUUUCGUUGACGACUAUUUGUACAACUCCUCCAUGCCUUCUACCUCCAUCCACAGCGGACGGACUCAGCUUGAGCGUGAGGAUGCCAUUCGUUCUUUCCGCAGUGCCAAAUGUCCCAUUAUGGUUGCCACCGGUGUCACUGCUCGUGGAUUGGAUGUCAUCAACGUUCUACAUGUGGUGAACUUCGAUCUUCCCAGUACCUUGCAUGGUGGAAUCACCGAGUACAUUCAUCGAAUCGGCCGCACUGCUCGUAUCGGUAAUGAAGGAAUCGCUACUUCAUUCUACAAUGAGCGCAAUGAGGAGCUUGCCCCAGACCUGGUCAAGAUUCUUAUGGAAUGCAAGCAGAACAUUCCGGACUUCUUGGAGUCUUUCCGCCCUGAGAACGACGAGCUCGUUUUUGAUGACAACUCCGAGGACGAGUUCUUUGACAAGCCUGAAGAAGAUACCGGGUUUGGCUCCGAUGCUGGCGGUGGGGCUGAGGCCGGCGAUGAGGCUGGUGCUGAGCCAGUUGAGGCGGAAGGAGAGAACCAGCCCCUCGCUGAGUCUGAGCAAGAUCCAUUUGUGGAUUCCAAGAAGGCUAAACCAUCAAAGAAUAAGGUGGAUGAUUGGGAUGACAUGGAGGUCGAGUCUCGUCCCUCUAAGGGCGGACUCAGUGGGUCGUCCUGGGCCUCCAAGGCUCCCAAGGCAUCGGCCACCACGGAUUUUUGGGACUCCGCGCCCAAGAAGGCCGAUCAAAGCUGGUAG
Molecule: messenger RNA, 2076 nt
Organism: Penicillium olsonii
Lineage: Eukaryota; Fungi; Ascomycota; Eurotiomycetes; Eurotiales; Aspergillaceae
Source: the annotation of a GenBank genome assembly